Onychomys torridus (southern grasshopper mouse) is the source of this 4333-nucleotide messenger RNA. RefSeq names its product LDL receptor related protein 8 (gene Lrp8). NCBI's taxonomy places the organism in Eukaryota, Metazoa, Chordata, Mammalia, Rodentia, Cricetidae. Gene Ontology annotation, molecular function: protein binding; calcium ion binding. Bases 200 to 3232 code for a protein of 1010 amino acids. The record is from RefSeq and is a predicted model, not a curated record. The transcript has 21 exons.
CGCCCAGUCUGAGCCCGCCCCGCCGCCGAGCGUCACCGAACCUGCUUGAAAUGCAGCCGGGGAGCCGGGGCGGACGGCAGCGGUGGUGGUGGCGGCGGCGGCAGCGGCAGCUCCGGCGCCGGGGCAAGGACUUGGCGGGCUGAGGCGCGGCGGCGGCGCGGGGGGCGCGGGGCGCGGCGGCCGGAGCCCCGGGCCCGCCAUGGGCCGCCCAGAACGGGGCGCGCUCCGGCCGCUGGCGCUGUUGCUGCUGCUACUGCUGCUGCUGCAGCUCCAGCAUCUCUCCGCAGCGGAUCCGCUGCCCGGCGGCCAAGGGCCGGUCAAGGAGUGCGAAGAGGGCCAGUUUCGGUGUCGGAAUGAGCGCUGCAUCCCCUCAGUGUGGAGAUGCGACGAGGACAACGACUGUUCAGACAACAGCGACGAGGACGACUGCCCCAGGAGGACCUGUGCGGACAGCGACUUCACCUGUGACAACGGCCACUGCAUCCCAGAGCGCUGGAAGUGUGACGGUGAUGAGGAGUGUCCUGACGGAUCCGAUGAGUCCAAGGCCACUUGUUCCAGGGAAGAGUGUCCUGCUGAGAAGUUAAGCUGUGGACCCACCAGCCACAAGUGUGUGCCUGCCUCGUGGCGUUGUGAUGGAGAGAAGGACUGUGAAGGUGGAGCGGACGAGGCCGGCUGUCCUACCUUGUGCGCCCCGCACGAGUUCCAGUGCAGCAACCGCUCCUGCCUGGCCUCGGUGUUCGUGUGUGAUGGCGACGAUGACUGCGGCGACGGCAGUGACGAGCGCGGCUGCUCGGACCCCGCCUGCCCGCCCCGGGAGUUCCGCUGUGGAGGAGGCGGCGCCUGCAUCCCCGAGCGCUGGGUCUGCGACCGCCAGUUUGACUGCGAGGACCGCUCGGACGAGGCAGCCGAGCUCUGCGGGCGAGCCGGCCAGGAGACCACGGCAGCGGCCUGCGCCCCGGCCGCCCAGUUCACCUGCCGCAGUGGCGAGUGCAUACACCUGGGCUGGCGUUGCGAUGGCGACCGUGACUGCAAGGACAAGUCUGACGAGGCCGACUGCUCAGCACCAGGACCCUGCAGUGAGAACGAGUUCCAGUGUGGGGAUGGGACUUGUGUCCUUGCCAUCAGACGCUGCAACCUGGAACACGACUGCCCAGAUGGGAGCGAUGAAGCUGACUGCCUGCAGGAGUCAACUUGUGAGGGUCCCCGCAGAUUUCAGUGUAAGAGUGGCGAGUGCGUGGACGGCGGGAAAGUGUGUGAUGAUCAGAGGGACUGCCGGGACUGGUCGGAUGAGCCUCAGAAAGAGUGUGUUACACCAACAUUCCAGGGAAACAGGAGGAGGCCCAGGGGGCUGAACGAGUGUCUGCACAAUAAUGGUGGCUGUUCCCAUAUCUGCACUGACCUCAAGAUUGGCUUUGAGUGCACAUGCCCAGCAGGCUUCCAGCUUGUGGACCAGAAGACCUGUGGCGACAUUGAUGAAUGCCAGGACCCAGAUGCCUGCAGCCAGAUCUGUGUGAAUUACAAGGGCUACUUUAAGUGUGAGUGCCACCCUGGCUAUGAGAUGGAUACACUGACCAAGAACUGCAAAGCUGUAGCUGGCAAGAGCCCAUCCCUAAUCUUCACCAACCGACACGAGGUACGCAGAAUAGACCUGGUGAAGCGCGACUACUCGCGUCUCAUCCCCAUGCUCAAGAAUGUUGUGGCGCUGGACGUGGAAGUAGCUACCAAUCGCAUAUACUGGUGUGACCUUUCCUACCGCAAGAUCUACAGCGCCCACAUGGACAAGGCCAGUAUCCCGGACGAGCAGGUGGUCCUCAUUGACGAGCAGCUGCACUCUCCAGAGGGCCUGGCGGUGGACUGGGUCCAUAAGCACAUCUACUGGACUGACUCAGGGAAUAAGACCAUCUCAGUAGCCACAGCUGAUGGCCGCCGCCGAUGUACUCUCUUCAGCCGUGAACUCAGUGAGCCCCGAGCCAUUGCUGUUGACCCCCUGCGAGGGUUCAUGUACUGGUCUGACUGGGGGUUCAAAGCAAAGAUUGAGAAAUCUGGGCUCAAUGGUGCAGACCGGCAGACACUGGUUUCUGACAAUAUCGAAUGGCCCAAUGGAAUCACCCUGGACUUGCUGAGCCAGCGUCUGUACUGGGUGGACUCAAAGCUGCACCAGCUAUCCAGCAUUGACUUCAACGGAGGCAACAGAAAGAUGCUGAUUUUCUCCACUGACUUCUUGAGUCACCCUUUUGGGAUAGCUGUAUUUGAGGACAGGGUAUUCUGGACAGAUCUAGAGAAUGAGGCCAUCUUCAGUGCAAAUCGGCUCAAUGGCCUGGAAAUCUCCAUCCUGGCUGAGAACCUCAAUAACCCACAUGACAUUGUAAUCUUCCAUGAGCUGAAGCAGCCAACAGCUGCAGAUGCCUGUGAACUGAGUGCCCAGCCCAAUGGCGGCUGUGAAUACCUGUGCCUUCCUGCUCCUCAGCUCUCCAGCCACUCUCCCAAGUACACGUGUGCCUGUCCUGACACGAUGUGGCUGGGCCCAGACAUGAAGAGAUGCUACCGAGCACCUCAGUCUACCUCAACUACAACGUUAGCCUCUGCUAUGACAAGCACAGUACCUGCCACCACAAGAGCUCCUGGGACAACUGUUCAUGACCCUAUCUACCAGAACCACAGUACAGAGACACCAAGCUGGACAGCUGCUGUCCCAAACUCAGUUAGUGUCCCCAGGGCUCCCAGCAUCAGCCCGUCUACCCUAAGCCCUGCAACCAGCAACCACUCCCAACACUAUGGGAAUGAAGGCAGCCAGAUGGGCUCAACAGUCACUGCUGCUGUCAUUGGGAUCAUCGUGCCCAUAGUGGUAAUAGCCCUGCUGUGUAUGAGUGGGUACCUGAUCUGGAGAAACUGGAAGCGGAAGAACACCAAGAGCAUGAAUUUUGACAACCCAGUAUACAGGAAAACAACAGAGGAAGAAGAUGAAGACGAGCUUCAUAUCGGGAGGACUGCUCAGAUUGGCCACGUCUACCCUGCAGCAAUCAGCAGCUUUGAUCGCCCACUGUGGGCAGAGCCCUGUCUUGGGGAGACCAGAGACAUGGAAGACCCAGCCCCUGCCCUCAAGGAGCUUUUUGUCUUGCCGGGGGAACCAAGGUCACAGCUGCACCAACUCCCGAAGAACCCUCUUUCCGAGCGGCCUGUCGUCAAGUGCAAGCGAGUGGCAUUAAGUCUUGAAGAUGAUGGACUGCCCUGAGGACGGGACCACCCACUUCGUGCCUCAUGGAGUUCAGUCCUAUGCACGACUCUCUCUGGAUGGUGUGUGACUGGAUGAGUGCCAUUUCUACAUAUGGGUCUGUGUGAGUGUGUAUGAAUGUGUGUGUGUAACUUUUUUUAAAUUUAUGUUGCGGAAAGGUAACCACAAAGUUAUGAUGAACUGCAAACAUCCAAAGGAUGUGAAAGUUUUUAUAUGUAUAAUGUUUUAUACACUUUUUAACUGGUUGCACUACCCAUGAAGAAUUCAUGGGACAGCUACUGCUGAGUGACUAACAUGAUGUAUAUAACCAAACGGGGGCCAAUGGUACAAACUUUACUCAUCAUUUGAAUACUAUAUUUACAGAGGACAUUUGUUCUGAUUUGAGGGCUUUUUUAGGUUGGGGGAGCUUGGUUUUUUGUAAAUAAAAUUAUGCUUUGUGGCUAUCCAUCAACAUAAGUAUAAAAAGAAAGAACACUUCAACUCCCUUCCUCACUUAGAUUAUUUAUUAACAUAUUUCAAAAGUAAGGUUAGCUCUAUAGAUAAUUGAGAGAAGUGAGAGUAUUUAUUUUUGGUAUGACUGGCCCACUGCACAGACUCUGUGUUUAUGUAUGUAUGUUUGUAUGAAAGAAAAGAAAGAAUCUGUAGAGAAGAGGCACACUUAUGACUAUUGUUCAAAUACAUAAAAACAAAAUUAUUUUAAAACAUCCCACAAGAGGGGUAUCUAGUUUUCAGAGGCACCUUCAGAGACUUCAUUCAGAAAAUAGAUGCCACAGUUUGCACAGACAUGUGGUGGGAAAAGGUAGAUCUUUUCACCUCCGGCUACUCCUGAGGCCUUGGUGAGCCAGCAAGAGCUUUGCAGCUUGUCCAUGGCUAUCAUGACACCUGCCUAGGCUUUCUGAUCUGUGGUUCAGGUCAGUGUACAGAUAUUACACAGUGCCAGAAGUCCUCAUGAGUUCAAGAUAGCACAGUUCAGUGAGUCCUCUUAAAGUUCAGCUCUCUGUGAGGACUCAGGUUGACUUUCCUCUGAAGCACCUGAAGGCUGAGCCUCUAGACAGCAGUUCUCAACCUGUGGGUCAUGACACCUUUGGGGGCCAGAUGACC